This is a messenger RNA of Lingula anatina, 1279 nucleotides long. RefSeq lists its product as uncharacterized. Gene Ontology annotation, cellular component: nucleus; microtubule plus-end; cell cortex. Gene Ontology annotation, molecular function: microtubule plus-end binding. The record is from RefSeq and is a predicted model, not a curated record. Lineage: Eukaryota; Metazoa; Brachiopoda; Lingulata; Lingulida; Lingulidae. Gene Ontology annotation, biological process: cytoplasmic microtubule organization.
ACGUCAUGUAAACAACAUGGAGGACCGCGUGUGAUUGUAUAUAAUUGUAGCAAUACAAACACCGUUACAAUUUGAAGAACAAACAAAGAACAUCUCAAAUUGAAAGCAAUAUUUAUUCAACUCAGGAAUGGUUCUCCACAGUAAUAUCAAUGUAAACCAGAGAGUGGAGGUGAAGAGAAAUGGCAGUAUCUACACUGGCAUGGUGAGGUACAAGGGUCCUCUGGUUACCCAGGCAGGAGACUGGGUGGGAGUAGCCCUGGAUGAGCCUGUUGGGACCCACGACGGGUUGUUCAAGGGAAGAAGGUAUUUCUCCUGCAAAGACGGACAUGGUAUUUUUACUAGAGCUCAACAGAUAAGGUUUAUCCCCUUGACAAGAUGCCUGUACAAUAAAUACUACUGUGUCAGCAGGAAGUCAUAUGUUGAUGAAACAUUAUUUGGCAAUACAUCAAAACCAGAGCCAGAUGACAGGCCAUAUGACCCCAUUUCUAUCUCAGGUGACUACACUAGGAGAGCCAAGUCUGCUUUCUUUGACAGUGAAGACAUGUACGCCAGACCAAAGAGCUACCAUUUGAGUCACAGAGUUAGUAACCGUAUCCCUGCAGCCACCAUGACACGCCCCUACACCUCCAUGUCUCAAUAUUCCUACUACAGUACACCUAUCAGCUCAGAAUAUGCUCUCGACAGAGACUCCUUUAUCUCUAGUCCAUCUAUCCCAAAGAUUCACAUGCCACAUUCAGCUUUAAAGAGACAAGUUUCGCGAGGAUGGGAGAAUUCUCAUUACGUGAGAGAGAUGUCAGUGGCCAGUGGUAGAGAUUCUGCUAAACUGCUUCAGUGGAAUGAUAUCUCUGCAUAGCUCAUAAUUAUUUAGCUUUACACCAGUUUUAUACAUUGUGUCACUUAAUUAUAUCAUAAUAUUUAUAUUCAUGAUUCACUUACUGUGGGCUCAAUUGUGUGAAAUAAUUUGACCUAUUCAUAGUACUGCGGUACAUGUAUAUGUAGGAGGUAAAUGUCUGUUCUGUCCAUUGACAUCAUCACAUAACCUGUAGAGAUGAUUUUACUAUGACUGUUAUGAUAAUGAUAAUUGGAAAUAAGGUCAAGUUGACAUAUGUUAUAUUUAAAAGAUAUGCAUGUCAAUGGCCAUUUUUGGUCAACAUAUGUUUAGAAGAAAAAUUAAAUAAUUUAUUUUUAUAAUGAUUAGUUAAUGAGCUGAAUUUUAACUCUUUCAGUACAUGUAGCAUUACAACAUCUUCUAAGAGAUGAAAAAUUAAAAUCAUAUUUG